Molecule: messenger RNA, 1019 nt
Organism: Solanum stenotomum
Lineage: Eukaryota; Viridiplantae; Streptophyta; Magnoliopsida; Solanales; Solanaceae
Product: lysine-rich arabinogalactan protein 18
Exons: 2
Coding region: 75-776 (233 amino acids)
Cellular component (GO): plasma membrane
Source: RefSeq, a predicted model, not a curated record
CACAAUCAAUCAUCCUCUCUUUUUCUCUUCCUACUACUGUCUUUCUAUAUUUUCUUUGAUUAAUAUUAGCCACCAUGGAUAGGAAAUUUGUAUUUUUAGUUUCAAUUUUGUGCAUUGUAGUAGCAAGUGUCACGGGUCAGACACCCGCUGCAGCACCAGCCAAAGCACCCGUAGGUGCUAAGGUUGGUACUACUCCACCCGCUGCUGCACCAACUAAGCCCAAAUCACCUGCUCCCGCUACAGCACCAGCCUCGGCUCCACCUACAGCUGUUCCUGUUGCUCCAGUAACCGCUCCAGCCACUGCUCCCACUACCCCUGUUGUUACUGCACCCGUAUCAGCACCAGCAAGUUCUCCACCAGUUAAAGCACCAGUACAAUCUCCUCCAGUGGCUGCACCAGUACAAUCUCCACCAGCAGCUGCACCUGUACAAUCUCCACCAGCUCCAGCUCCAGAGGUAGCUACACCACCAGCUGUUUCUACUCCACCGGCUGCAGCUCCAGUUGCUGCACCUGUUGCUUCGGAGACAACUCCAGCUCCGGCUCCCAGCAAAGGAAAAGGAAAGGGAAAGAAAAAGGGAAAGAAACACAAUGCAUCACCAGCACCUUCUCCCGAUAUGAUGAGCCCACCUGCACCUCCUUCCGAAGCUCCUGGACCUAACAUGGACUCCGAUUCAGCUCCCAGCCCAUCUCUUAACGAUGAGAGUGGAGCAGAGAAAUUGAAGAUGCUGGGAAGUUUGGUAGCUGGAUGGGCUAUGAUGAGCUGGCUCUUGUUCUAAAGAGCUUAAUUAUUUUGUCAAAAACAUAUUUUGUCCAGUAUUUUGAUAUUUGACAUGUAUAAUUUAUCUUUUGGUUAUUUAUGGUGCUUUAUGGUCAAGGGGUCCUCAUUUGGAUCUGCUUAGAGAUUUGGCCACAUUGGCUCCUUUCUUUAUAUUCUUUCGUGGAGUGUAAGGGUCGAAGAUUUGUCCUAGUCUUCACUACUUUACUCCUUUUGGACUCGCACUUUCCUCUAUUUAUAUAGA